Molecule: messenger RNA, 1074 nt
Organism: Rotaria socialis
Lineage: Eukaryota; Metazoa; Rotifera; Eurotatoria; Philodinida; Philodinidae
Source: the annotation of a GenBank genome assembly
AUGCUCAUGAUUUUGUCAGUUCGCGAACUGGCUGAUAAUUAUAAAAUAUCAAAAAGUAGUGCUGCCAAUAUUCUUCGUCGAAGUGAAGAACUUUUAGCUGAUUAUUCUUCGAAUUGUAAUAGAGAUGAAACGGGUUUAUUUUAUCGUGCAACACCUGAUCGCGCAUUGGCCUUAUCCAAGGAAGAAUGUAAAGGUGGGAAUAAGAGCAAAGAAAGACUCGCAAUUUUACUUUGUUUGAAUUUGACUGGGACAGAGAAAUUAAAACCAGUGCUAAUCGGCAAAAGUCAACGUCCUCGUUGCUUCAAAAAUAUUACUAUGUCGAAGUUACCUGUCACCUGGCUGUCAAAUCGAACUGCUUGGAUGACCUGUAACUUAUUUACUGACUGGCUCAUCGCCAUUAACAAUCAAAUGAGAAAAAAGAAUCGAAAAAUGCUUCUUUUCAUCGACAAUGCUCCAUGUCACGUAAUUAAUCAUGAUUUAUCAAAUAUCAAAAUUGUCUUCUUUCCUCGAAAUGCCACGUCCAAGUGCCAACCACUUGAUCAAGGUGUUAUUCAUUCGUUUAAAUGUUAUUAUAGACAAAAAUUAGUUAAACAUAUAAGUGCUCAAUGUACUCAAGCUCAAACUGCUGAUCAAAUAUCAAUUACUGUCUUAGAUGCAAAUAAAUGGAUUGAUUUAUCAUGGAAAAAUGUUACGGAAAAUACAAUUACAAAUGGUUUUCGUGCUGCUGUUCAUCUUCGUAUUGGUGGUUCACAGUUAACAGCUGUCGAGUUUGUAGGCAUUGAUUCCUGUAUUCCAACAUUUAACGAAUGGAACGAUUCUGAACAUCUUAAAACUUACAUCCAAGUUACUCAAGAUGAUAACGAAGAAGAAGAAGAAGAAGAAGCUUUAUUAGAACAACCACCAAAUUUAUCUGAGGCACCCGAAAUGAUGAGAAAACUUCAUCUUUUUUCUUCUAUCGAACAACCUCAGUUACACAAUCUUAUAUCUGAUCUAGAAUCGCACUUAACUGAUAUUUAUCUUGAUUCAAAAGCGGUUAAGCAAAGUUCUACUCCAGACUAUUUUUCUCAUUGCUGA